Molecule: messenger RNA, 1218 nt
Organism: Fusarium vanettenii 77-13-4
Lineage: Eukaryota; Fungi; Ascomycota; Sordariomycetes; Hypocreales; Nectriaceae
Exons: 4
Coding region: 1-1218 (405 amino acids)
Molecular function (GO): hydrolase activity, acting on carbon-nitrogen (but not peptide) bonds, in linear amides
Source: RefSeq, a predicted model, not a curated record
AUGUCUCGCAAGAUCCGUACCGCUCAGUCUGUUUCUUUUGACACUCCUGCCUCGGAGCAGCCGUAUCUGCACAAUCGAUGGCAUCCUGAAGGUAUGAAUCAGACUGUCAGGAUUGAAUGUCUGGACUGGACUGGAGGCCAGAUACAGAACAAUGACAGCGCAGAUGACGUACGUGACGUUGAUCUGACAAAGAUCCAUUACCUCACUGGUCCUUUUGACAUCAAGGGCAGCGAGCCUGGAGAUUUGCUGGUUGUCAACAUCACUGAUGUCCAACCCUUUGAUCACUCGCCUUGGGGUUUUACUGGAGUGUUUGCCAAGAAUAAUGGUGGUGGGUUCUUGGAGGAGCAUUAUCCCAAUGCUUCCAAGGCUAUCUGGGACUUUGACGGUGUCUACUGCACGAGCAGACACAUUCCAGGGGUCCGCUUUGCCGGCUUGAUUCAUCCUGGAAUUUUGGGAUGUGCUCCAUCUGCUGAAGUUUUGGCAGAAUGGAAUCGUCGAGAGGCUGAUCUGGUGUCGUCCAUGGCUCAUUCGCAUCCAAACAAGGUGGUUGCACAGCCCCCGAAUGCACAGAAUGCACAUGCUGGACAGGCCAGUGGUGAUGUGUAUGAGAAGAUUGCUCGAGAGGGAGCUCGCACCAUUCCUGGACGCCCGGAGCACGGUGGCAAUUGCGAUAUCAACAACAUCUCGCGAGGUUCUACGACGUAUCUGCCUGUUCAUGUUGCUGGAGCCAAGUUUUCUGUGGGCGAUCUUCACUUUAGCCAGGGAGAUGGAGAGAUUAGCUUCUGCGGAGCCAUUGAAAUGGCCGGUAUCAUUACCAUCAAGUUUGAUCUCAUCAAGAAUGGCAUGAAGACGAGAGGACUCAAGAGUCCAGUUUUCAAGCCAGGAGACAUGGGACCUUCAUACGGACCAUCCAGAUACCUCAUCUUUGAGGGGUUCUCUGUUGAUGAACAAGGAAAGCAGCACUUUAUGGAUGCAACUGUGGCAUACAGACAGUCCUGUCUUCGAGCCAUUGAGUAUCUGAAGCAGUAUGGCUACACUGGUGAACAAAUCUAUCUCCUCUUGUCUAGCGCACCUGUCAGAGGCACGAUUGCUGGGAUUGUUGACAUUCCAAAUGUCUGUACAACUCUGGGUAUACCGAUGGAUAUCUUUGACUUUGACAUUGCCAUUGAGAACGAGCCUGUCAAGAGGAACCUAGGAUCUUGUCCCGUGUCUAUUUAG